AUGGCCGAGGCCGAUUUCGAAAUCGACUUCUAUGGCGAUGCCGCGAGCGAGCACCAGCCCCAGCAAGACAACACCAAGGAGGGCGAGAAUGAAUAUCGAGACCACGAAGACGACUACUCCAAGGGCCCUGCCGCGAGCACAAAGAGGAAAUCAGAGGAGGCCGACCGUCCCGUCGAUGCAAACGCCACCCCGGCCGUCAUGAUCUCCGAGCUUAACUGGUGGACGACCGACGAUGAUAUCCGCGGCUGGCUGAGAAAAGCCGAGUGCGAAGGCGAGGUCAAGGAACUGACCUUUAGUGAGCACAAGGUCAACGGCAAGAGCAAGGGGCAGGCGUACGUCGAGUUCCAGUCCCGCCAAGCAGCCACGGCCGCCAAGCACCAUUUUGACCAAAUAACGGGAGAUGCCGCCCAGCCGGCGCAGAAGAAGAUGACCGUCUCGUACUGGAACCCGGGCAUGAACCCGUUUCGAACCCUGCCCAAGGAUGCCCCGGCGCGGGUCAAGGAGCAGCCGCGUACUGCCCCGUCGGGCCCGUAUAAUGAUCGAGGCAACUAUGGCGGCGGCUUCCGGGGACGUGGGGGCUUCAGCGGAGGGCGUGGCAACAUGGCCCAAGGCAACUUCAAUCGCAACUUCAACCCCAACAUGGGCUACAACAACAACAACAUGGGCGGCGGCUUCAAUGGCCCCAUGGGCGGCGGCGGCGGCAAUUUCGGCUUUGGCGGCCGGGGCGGCAUGAUGGGAGGCGGCAUGAGGGGCGGCCCUGGCGGCAUGCGAGGCGGCCGGGGCGGGAACAUGAUGGGCAUGGGCCCCAUGGGCGGCAUGCCGAUGGGGAUGCCCGGGAACAUGGGCAUGAUGGGCAUGGGCGGCGGGUUCCAAGGCAUGAACCCCGGCUUCACCGGCGGCGGCUUUGGCUUCGGGCAGAACCAGGGCGGAGGCGGAAACGGCGACUGGGGCAACCCGCACGGAGCCAAGCGCCCGAGGCCCGAAUAG
Hirsutella rhossiliensis is the source of this 987-nucleotide messenger RNA. RefSeq names its product RNA recognition motif domain-containing protein. Gene Ontology annotation, cellular component: mRNA cleavage and polyadenylation specificity factor complex. Lineage: Eukaryota; Fungi; Ascomycota; Sordariomycetes; Hypocreales; Ophiocordycipitaceae. Gene Ontology annotation, molecular function: mRNA binding. The record is from RefSeq and is a predicted model, not a curated record. Gene Ontology annotation, biological process: mRNA alternative polyadenylation. Bases 1 to 987 code for a protein of 328 amino acids. The transcript has 4 exons.